AGCAGUGGGAAGUCGAUCCACGACGUUUUUCCUCUGUCUUCUUUUUCUGCCUGUUGUAAGACUUCUGCCUUCAUCCCUCCUCAUCCUCCAGCUUCCAGGAUGUACUCUGAAGCGUGAACGCCGCUCGCCGUCUCGUCUGAGUGUUGAAACUGUGUUUUCUCGCAAGUUGCGCAUCCAUCAGUUACCUUUCCACCUCCAGGCGCUCUCCUGGUUUUGCUCGCCUACUUUCUUGUUGUUGCUGUUGCUUCUCCGCUGGACCCCCCCACCCCGGGGAGGACGGAUUCUCCCACUUUUAUAAAUGCACUUUGUAACGUUGAGUGUUUUUUUACUGGACCGUAUCCGCCGUCGGUUGCGUCUGUGCUGACUGAGAAGAGAGAAAACUGGUGAUGAGAUUUUAACUCGUGGUUUGUCUCCUCUUUUAGUUUUUCCUCAUGACAUUGAGGCUCGCCCCGGAGUCCCGCUCUCAGCCUUCGCAUCUCAAGUUUUUCGGGUGUGACUUUGAGUCCUUUUUAGUUUGAAAGCGGACGCGGACAGCGGCCACACUCCUCCUGUUGCUCCGGUGAAAACGCUCCGGCAGCGUGCUCGCACGCCGCUUCCUCUCCGGCGACUCCCGGCCGACGCUCCGCUCAGAGAAGGGGGGACGCUUCCCACUCGGGUUCGGGGGAUUUUAGUGGGACUUUUCCCCUCUGUAGUUUCGGACAGUGCUGGCGUGUGUGUUGCCUUCACUUUUCUUGGUGCAACAAACAAGAGUAAAGAGUAAAUAAAUUAAAAAAAAUGCCACAGUUAUCAGGCGGCGGCGGAGACCCGGAGCUGUGCGCGACGGACGAAAUGAUCCCGUUCAAAGACGAAGGGGACCCGCAUAAGGAGCAGAUCUUCGCCGAGCUCAGCCACUCGGAGGAGGAGGGAGACCUGGCAGACAUCAAGUCAUCUCUGGUCAACGAGUCAGAGAGCAGUCCCAACAGCAACAGCCACGAUGCAGCUAGACAGUCCCAAAUACCGCAAGAUUCAUAUCAUGAAAAACACAGAGACCAUCCGGAAGAUGGAAAACUCCAAGACCUGUACAGUAAAGGCCACCCGUACCCGGGCUACCCAGGCUACAUCAUGAUGAGCAACAUGAACGACUCCUACAUGAACAAUGGCUCCCUCUCGCCGCCCAUUCCCAGAACGUCCAACAAAGUCCCUGUGGUGCAGCCGUCCCAUGCAGUCCACCCACUCACCCCGCUGAUCACGUACAGUGACGAGCACUUUGCCCCGGGGUCCCAUUCUGGUCAUCACCCCCAGGACGCCAGCAACAAACAAGGAAUGCCAAGGCACCACCCUGGACCAGACAUGCCCAACUUCUACUCCCUGUCUCCUGGAGGAGUGGGGCAGAUCACACCACCGCUGGGAUGGUUCUCACACCACGUGGUGCCCGGCCCCCCAGGUCCCCACGCCACAGGGAUCCCCCACCCGGCCAUCGUCAACCCACAGGUCAAACACGAGCCUCUGCAUGAAACAGACAUCAUGCACAUGAAACCCCAGCACGAACAGAGAAAGGAGCAGGAGCCCAAAAGACCGCACAUCAAGAAGCCGCUAAACGCCUUCAUGCUCUACAUGAAAGAGAUGCGCGCGAAUGUGGUCGCCGAGUGCACGCUGAAGGAGAGCGCCGCCAUCAAUCAGAUCCUGGGACGGAGGUGGCAUGCUUUAUCUCGGGAAGAGCAAGCUAAGUAUUAUGAGUUAGCCCGCAAGGAACGGCAGCUCCACAUGCAGCUCUACCCAGGCUGGUCUGCUCGAGACAAUUAUGGAAAGAAGAAGAAGCGGAAGAGGGAGAAGAUGCAGGAAACAGCCCCCGGUACAGGCCAGAGAAUGAAAACGGCGUACAUCUGAGAAAAUGGAGGGAAGCGCAGCAGUUUCUCCACGUGCAAAGCGAAGGCAGCAGCUACGGGCCCUCUGCUAGAGAUGGAGGCCUGUUAGAUUCCAUGAAGACCCUUAAAUGUCCAAACUGAAGCCUCCACUUCUCAGAGGAUCCCACCCCACCCCUCCACCUAUCCAUCCCACCUAACCCCCUUUCCUUCAAUACUAUCACACGCCACCACCAAAAACACUUCACCGUUUGACUCCACCCCCCCCCCCCCCCGAAGGCGCCUGCUGUAGAGACACUGAACUGAACAAGACAAUCAUGAUUAUUGGAGCACCACCACGCCACCACGCCACCACGCUCUCACCGAAAAGCAUCAAUUUGACGUCAGCUUCCUUUACAAUCAGCUUUACUGCACUGAAAUCACAGCAGCACAAACUCCACCCCCGCACCGCCCGAACACCCCCAACACCCGCUCCUCAGUUACUCUAAUUUAUUCGUCACCUCUGUUGCUUUGUAUAGUUCAUCAGGCCGACGUUGGCUCCUUCGACGCCCCGCCCCGCCCCGCCCUCCCCCGUCUCUCGCUCUCUCCCUGGAUUUUUUGAGACCAUUUGGGGUUUCGCCCAACCGACCAAACACCUCUUUUCAGACUGCACUAAGGAAGACGGAGGGAUCUCAUCUUGUCCAAGAAACGUCCUCAAGACGCCACCUUCGCUCGCCGCUGACCAGUCGGUGCAAAAAAGGAUCAACAUUUCGAUUUGCUUUUCAUUUUAGACUGAGUUUUAUUUUGAAUGCUUUUUUGUAUCUUGAACCCUUGUUUCGAUUUCUCGGUGUAUAUUUUAGUGAUUUUUUUUUUUAAAUAUUGUUUUUUUUUUAUAUAGUGGUAUAUAUGAAAAUAAGCUUUGGACACAGGAAAGCCAUUUUUCUUGUUGAAGCGUCUUGCAGAAAAUUGAAACUUAAGGCUUCUUUUGAUAACUAUUUGUAACAAAUAGUGACCUCGAGUCUUGCUCAGAUGUAAAAUAAUGCUCAGUAUGUGUACUUUUUAAAACUGUCAGGAUAUGUCAAUUUUCUUGGUAUUUUUGCAGGCAACAUUAGGACAAAGGCGAGAGUGAUAGCUCAGAGGCCUAUAUUUUAUUGUUCUAAAACAUGACAAAUGAAGCAGAUAUAUAUAUUUACCCCAGCACUUGGCAGUCUUUCUUUUAUUGCAAUGGACCUUUGUCUUUUCUCUCUGGUAGCUAAUAGUGUGGUCUUUAGCCAUGUUGUUUAUUCCAUGCAAGCAUCUCUGUAACAUUUUGAUUUUAAUGCUCUAUUUUAGUAUUACUUGAUGAAUUCCUUUUUUUAUUAUCAUGUUUUGGGUCACUGUCAUCUUGGUAUAGCAUUUUGCUUCCCAAGUGGUCAUAUUUGAACUGUUUCAACAUGUUUUUUGUUUUGUUUUGUUUUUUUUGUAAGAAAAAUAAAAAGGCACCAUUGG
Messenger RNA from Chelmon rostratus (copperband butterflyfish), 3308 nucleotides. RefSeq names its product lymphoid enhancer-binding factor 1 (gene lef1). Gene Ontology annotation, cellular component: beta-catenin-TCF complex. The coding region runs from base 775 to 1866 and encodes 363 amino acids. The transcript has 11 exons. The record is from RefSeq and is a predicted model, not a curated record. Lineage: Eukaryota; Metazoa; Chordata; Actinopteri; Chaetodontiformes; Chaetodontidae. Gene Ontology annotation, biological process: regulation of transcription by RNA polymerase II; canonical Wnt signaling pathway. Gene Ontology annotation, molecular function: RNA polymerase II cis-regulatory region sequence-specific DNA binding; DNA-binding transcription factor activity, RNA polymerase II-specific.